Odontomachus brunneus is the source of this 811-nucleotide messenger RNA. RefSeq lists its product as uncharacterized. The record is from RefSeq and is a predicted model, not a curated record. Lineage: Eukaryota; Metazoa; Arthropoda; Insecta; Hymenoptera; Formicidae. Bases 346 to 717 code for a protein of 123 amino acids. The transcript is spliced from 2 exons.
AAGGCGCGAGCUUGAACGCGCUCCGCGCGACGACCCAUCCGCGUCACCUUUGGCGAACGAUUCUUUACAGAGAAUCUCGGAGUCUACACGCGACGACACUGCCACGGAUCGCUUUAGUCGCACGACGGCACGAGCCGCGAGCGAAUCCUCAGGUGGUGCGAUUUAGUGCUGACGAAACGUUGCCAUUGAAGAAGAUAACUUCGCUGAUCUCCAGCAAAGGAAAAGCGAACGAGAGAAUCCAGACUACAAGAAAGCUUUUGGGGGAUGACAUGUCCUGUGUGGGAUUCAAGUCGGUUGAAGACGAUCGACAGUGUAGUCCUGCGAGCCUGAAGGAGCAGUGAAGAGAUGCUGGUAGUGCGUUCUAGUUUAUCAUGGACCAUCACGAUGAGCUCGAAAAGGAAUCAAUGCAAGAGGAAACAGCACGUGGCUCAAGCAAGACCCAAACAGACGCCUACGCAGAGAAUUCUCAGCAGACGAGACGCCCACGUUUCGGAAAAUCACCGUGCAACCGUUGCCUUCGCAGAGAGCGAGAGUGCGGCGACCUCGCUCUUGUCCGCUCGAAAGGCCGAAACUACACAAAAUCGAAAUGCCCUAUUUUCUCUCCUUCUCGCUCUCCUCUCCCUCCUACCGCCUUCCCGCGUUCAAUGUAAUCCCGUAAAAAAACAAUUUUGCCAAGUCUUCUGGGACUACAUAAUUACUAAAAUGCAAUUACUGUAAAUUGUAAUUUCUCAGUAUUUUAUAACUCUACGCUUAGAUUAUGAUAUUCUUUAGAAUUCGAUCGCAUACUUUGGAUAUUGCUUGAUCACUUCUA